GCAGCUCAUAUCAGGCUGAACGACAAACGGGCACGAUUAUUAUACUGCAGAAGUGACGACAAGCGAUCUGAAUUCAGCUAUGAAGAAUCCUUCCCUUCUUUUUCUCUUCGUUUGUGGACUUGUUAUAAUAGGAAUAUUUGGAGAGGAAGCCGAUGAGAAGAAAAGGGGAUAUCGAGGGUAUAAAACUCAACGGGUGGACAACAAACUGAACCGAAGAGGUUACGGGUAUGGAGCUCAGCGGGUGGACGACAGUGACGUAAAUGACGAGGAGAAGCGAAGAGGUUACGGGUAUGGAGCUCAGCGGGUGGCCGACAGUGACGUAGAUGACGAGGUGAACCGCAGAGGCUACGGUAGACGUUAUGGAGGUUACGGGUAUGGAGCUCAGCGGGUGGACGACAGUGACGUAGAUGACGAAGUGAAGCGAAGAGGUUACGGGUAUGGAGCUCAAAGACGGGUGGCCGACAGUGACUUAGAUGACGAGGUGAAGCGAAGAGGUUACGGGUAUGGAGCUCAGCGGGUGGCCGACAGUGACGAAGAUGACGAGGUGAACCGCAGAGGCUACGGUAGACGUUAUGGAGGUUACGGGUAUGUAGCUCAGCGGGUGGACGACAGUGACGUAAAUGACGAGGUGAAGCGAAGAGGUUACGGUUACUACCGAGCUAAACUUAACGACGUUGACGACGAACAGAAACGGCGCUUCAAAGCUUCCAGAGGAUAUGGAGCUCAACGGGUGGACGACAAACUGAACCGAAGAGGUUACGGGUAUGGAGCUCAACGGGUGGACGACAGUGACGUAGAUGACGAGGUGAAGCGAAGAGGUUACGGGUAUGGAGCUCAACGGGUGGACGACAGUGACGUAGAUGACGAGGUGAAGCGAAGAGGUUACGGGUAUGCAACUCAGCGGGUGGACGACAGUGACGUAGAUGACGAGGUGAAUCGCAGAGGUUACGGUAGAGGUUACGGUAGAGGUUACGGGUAUGCAGCCAAUCGAGUUGACGACGAUAAACGAGGUUAUAGAGCUCAGCGGCUGUAUGACAAUGACAUAGACGAUGAGGAGAAAAGAGGAAGAGGGUAUGCAGCCAAUCGAGUUGACGACGAGAAACGAGGGUAUCCAUACCGGCUGAAUAACGACAGAAGAGCGUAUCCUGCCAAGCGGGUUGACGACGAUAAACGAGGGAACUCAGGGUAUUAUACAAGCAAGCGGAUGAACGACGAUAAACGAGGGACCGCAGGGUAUGCAGCAUAUCGGGUUAACGACGAUAAACGAGUUGAAGACGCCAAUAUCAAUCUACUUAAAAGACUCCUGGAUCUUCAACGAAGAGAGAACUAAGUGGUAUCAUCAGGAAACACUCUAUUCACUACGUGACUUCGUGAACCCGGAAACAAACUUCUUUUGGACCGGCACCACUUCCUGUGGCAGACCAACCAUGAGUUACUUAAUGAAAUGACUUAAGAUCCAAAUAUUCACAUUCUUUUCCUAGCGGACCCAUGUCUGAACGCCAUAAAUAUUAUUAACAGUUGCCAUUAUUCAAAGCUCUCGUUCUUUCAUGUGAGAUUUGAAUAAGCAUAUGGCGGAUUUACAAAUCGUCCUCUCGAGAACAUAAUUUGAACUAGUGCGCUACUUUUUCUGAGGAAACCCGGAAACGAGACAACUGUUUGGAGUGUGUCCUGCACAGAGCAGACCAGAAGUCGAUACCAUCCAAGACGGACCGCAUCCCUUACUGGACUUGAUGAAUUGUUGGUUAUUUUCUACCAGUGUUUUAGAUUCUUAUCUUGAUUGCAUUUAAUAUAAUAAUUAAUAUAAAUUUCUUUUUCAUUGAUAAAAUUCUAUCAUUUAUUUCUGAUAUGCUUUUCUGACUUAUUGACAGUAUAGGGCCUAUAUGUUUUUACUGAUAAAAUUCUAUCAUUUAUUUCCAAUAUGCCCUUCUGUCAUAUUGACAGUAUGGAUGCUUUUAAGUUCCAAACGAGUAUACCGUUACCACAUGUAUACUAAAAUAUCUUAAAUUUAGCUCUUAUUUUCUUUAUCUAUUUUACCAAAAUGUAUUUGAUGUAAACACAGCACUAAACAUCGGUCAAUAAAUAGCGGCAAAGUAAA
Lingula anatina is the source of this 2095-nucleotide messenger RNA. RefSeq lists its product as uncharacterized. The record is from RefSeq and is a predicted model, not a curated record. Lineage: Eukaryota; Metazoa; Brachiopoda; Lingulata; Lingulida; Lingulidae.